GCUACUCCCUGCACUCCAGAUAUGGGGGUGCUAAUGUAGUUGUCCUUUGAAACAAGAGAAGCAGUGAGGUUGGAUCAGUUUUUCUCACUUGAAACUUUAUUUGUAGGAGGAUAACAAUUAAACCAAGAAACAAUUUUUAUGAGAAAUUCUGUAUCCAUGAGAAUGCAUAUGACAGGUCCCUGUUCCAAAGAACUUAUUGUCUGAGGCCCCAGUCUCAUAGUUGGAGUCUAAAUGAUGGACUUGAGAGACAUGUGAGGAAGUAAUGCACACAAGGAAGUGGGAUGAGGAAGGAAAUAUAUGAAUUACAGGGGAAGCAGCAGCAUGAAAGAUAUUGACAAAAUUGAAACUUUAAAAGAAGAAUGGAUGUGUAAACAAGGAACUGAUGACCAAAUUCCUAAUGGUACAGAGCAAAGCUGUGAAUUUUUUGUUGAUAACCUUUUUGAAGAAGCUCAGAAGGUUGGUGCUAUAUGCAUGACACCAACUAAAGUUAAGAAUGAAGCUGAUAUAAUUAUUAAACUAUGGAAAAAUGGAUUUACAGUAAAUGAUGGUGAACUUAGAAGCUACAAAGAUGUUGCAAACCAACAGUUCUUGGAUUCGAUUAAAAAAGGGGAGUUGCCAUUUGAGUUACAAAAGACGUUUGAUGAAGUGGAUGUGAAUGUGGAAGAUAAGAAAGACGAGGUGUAUGUAUUAAAGAAGCCAAUAUUUCACCCCUUUUCUGGACAAGGUUACCGGUUAGGCAGUGCGACUCCAAGAAUAAUUUCUAAAGUGAGAAAGGACCUUGAAGCUGAGAACAUAAGGCCUCUUCCUUCAGUAACACUAAGCGAUUUGGAACCAGUCACUAAUAUCCAGAUCUGGUUAGCCGAUGGGGAAAGGAUAGUACAAAAGUUUAAUGUUUCUCAUAGAAUAAGCCAUGUCAGAGACUUCAUAACAAAAUAUCAGGGAUCACAGGGAAGUGUUCCCUUCAGCCUGACCACAUCUCUUCCUUUCCUAGAGCUGCUGAAUGAGACUCUCACUCUGAAGGAAGCUAAUUUGCAAAACGCUGUUAUAGUUCAGAGACUUCAAAAAACAACUGAGCCUUUCAGAAGUUUAUCAUAAUCUUUGGUUUUAAGAGUACAUUGAUUAUGACAGUAGAACUGCUGCUGCAAGUAAUGGCCAAAAAACCAUAAAGACUUGCCCGAACAAAUUAGCUUUCAACUCACCAAAAGGCUACAUAUAAGUUGAACUUAGCUAGACAAAACC
Molecule: messenger RNA, 1239 nt
Organism: Dermochelys coriacea (leatherback sea turtle)
Lineage: Eukaryota; Metazoa; Chordata; Testudines; Dermochelyidae
Gene: UBXN2A
Product: UBX domain protein 2A
Exons: 7
Coding region: 298-1095 (265 amino acids)
Biological process (GO): autophagosome assembly; Golgi organization; membrane fusion
Cellular component (GO): nucleus; cytosol
Molecular function (GO): ubiquitin binding
Source: RefSeq, a predicted model, not a curated record